UUUCACGAUUGGACAACAAAUUACCAUUAGCUAGCAUAUAGCUUUUUGUCAGUGCUCUGAUUGAGACUUGUUGCAAUCAUAAGCGUCAUUAGCUCCUAAAUACUGUCAUCAUAUUUGAGCUGUCUGUCAAAAUGGAUAUUUUGAGAGACGAUGAAGCGCAUGAGCUGAAGUAUAAACCUGGGGGGCGUUUGGAUAUGAGCCACGGCUUCCUGCACCAUAUCCGGAGGAACCAGAUUGCUAGAGAUGACUAUGAUAAAGAGGUGAAGCAAGCUAAAGAGCUUCAGCGGCGGAGACACACUACAACCCCUAGACGACCCCGUCGACCUGACAUCCAGGUGUACCAUCCGCGGCGAAGAUAUGGAUCAGAGUCAGGGGCUGGUGCUGAGGCUGAAGAAUGGAACGAGAGUGGGUCGAGCACAGAGACUGAGAUCCAUGGGACUGAACUUUUCUGGCUUGACUACCAGGCGGACUCUGGUGCCAUUACGUCCUUCCUCGUGCACAAGGGUGAUAAGCCUAAGAAGGUAGUGGAACGUGUUGCAGAAAAGAACAUCUUGGAUUCAGCUAUGAGAUCAGCUCUGGAGGCUCGGAUUCGGAAGGAAAUGGACAAAAGAAGAGACAAACGCUGAGUGAUAUCAAAAGCAAGAAUGUGAUGGCAAAGGGCCUACAGGUAAAGGCCUGUGGAAUAAUAUUUCAUUCGCAGUUCUGUGCUCCUCCAAAGCAUCAACGCUGUUGACAGUGUUGGAAGCAUGAUGAGGAAGUGGAUCCUGUACAAUGACUGUCAGCAGAGAUCCAAUGUGUUGUCCCACAAUCAAGUCGAGUCUUCUGUUUUUAAAGGAGAAGGAACAGUGCUUACCAUAGACAGUAUGGUUGGGAGUUGACUGUCAUGUUCAUGUUUACUACAUUUUACUCACUUUGUACUGUUACCUCAUAUCCUGUCUCAUAACACCUUUGAGUUGACUGGACCUAUAAAGUUAUGUUGUUGUUUUCAAACAGUUAAAUUCAGAAAGGUGCAGGUAGGCCAGAGCUCUUGUUAACCUUCCUCCUCCAUUGAACACCCCCUGUGUUUCUUGUGUUUACAAAAAUCUAGUUUUUAUAAAGAAGAUUUAAACUUUUUUGGUAAAUUCUUUUGAACAGAACAUCUCUCAGUCUGUCAGCGAUCUUGUGUUUAGAAAUAUGAGAAUUCAGUUUUGUUUUUUAGUGAGUUUGAGAGUUUAGUGGAUGUAGCCAUGAUAAUGUGUUUGUGUGGCAACUGUGUUUCAAUGUUUUCAGUAUUCUAAUUUAUUUUCUGGUUGUUGGAAGACUUUUAUUUUUGAUACUGUAAAAUUUUUUGAGGACACAACUUGUAUAUUUACAUAUACAAUGACAAUAUACAUAAAAACAAUUUCUUACUGUC
Molecule: messenger RNA, 1393 nt
Organism: Seriola aureovittata
Lineage: Eukaryota; Metazoa; Chordata; Actinopteri; Carangiformes; Carangidae
Gene: c5h2orf68
Product: chromosome 5 C2orf68 homolog
Exons: 4
Coding region: 132-626 (164 amino acids)
Source: RefSeq, a predicted model, not a curated record